Molecule: messenger RNA, 2979 nt
Organism: Symbiodinium natans
Lineage: Eukaryota; Dinophyceae; Suessiales; Symbiodiniaceae
Source: the annotation of a GenBank genome assembly
AUGCUGCUCCUCCACCUCCUGAGUGCGGCGUCGGCGUGGGCCCACCGCAGCCCUGAACUCGCCGGCUCGGCCCUGGAGCUGGAGACACAGAGAGGCAUGGCGAAGCCGACUGACGAGGUGUACUUUAACUUGACAGACUUGCUGGCCAAUUUGACCUUCGUCCCAAAUAGCACGACGCCUCAGAAGGUCAUUCUCCAAGCUGGCGUUCAUCAAGGCAACUACCUGGUUCCCGCCUGGGCAAAUCUGGAGCUGCAGGGCCAGGCAGGGGCGAAGCUUCGGGAUCUCUUCUUAUAUCACGCGGCCGGGACUCAUCUCACACUCCGAAGCUUGGAGCUCGAAAAGGUGAAGCUUCAAAGUUGCCCUUACUACCUCUGCGACUACCAGCUGGUGGAGGCAAACCCUCCCAGAGCAGAUCUGCUUGAAGUGGAAGGGUACGAGCUGUAUGCCCCCCUCCCCGUGGUCUCGAUGGUGAACUCAAGCUUUGCCAGUGCGAUGUUUGAGAGUUCUGCCCGUGCCCUCACAGUCGAAAGGUCCAGCCUCAACAACCUGACGGUAAGACUGUCGCAAGCCGAAUCCAUCCUCAGCGUCGCGGACUCGAACAUCACGGGCAGCUACAAGCUCGCCUUCGGCGGAAUCGGCAGCCAGCUCAGCGUGCGGCACUCCUACCUUGGGCCUUGUCAAGGACCGGACCCUUGCCUCGACUUCGACUUGCGGGCUCGGUCUUCGGCCGUCCUGCAGCACGCCCAGCUGGAGGCAGUGCGCGGCCGUGCGGAGAUGAGCCGGGGACGAUGGGACAUCACGAGCUGCAGCCUGACAGGCCCCUACCGACUCACCGCGCAAGGGGAGGGAUCGCUGAACGUGCAGAACUCUUACCUGGGCCCCUGCGCCGGUGCUUGCGUGCAAAGCCAGAAGACCAGGAACUUCACGCUGGCGCUGACGGGCUCCGUCGUGCGCACGGCCCUGCGCCUCUCUGAGAGCGAGGGGGUGCGAGUGGACCUGCGGGACGUGCAAGCCUCUAUGCUCCACUCCCCGUUCCUCUCUGUCUCCAAUGAGCCCUCUGAAGAGUUGGUCGAUGAGGGUCCCCUGGUCGACGUGGCCUUGCGCAACGUGAGCCUUCGAGACGUCUGGAACGCCGUCAGCAUAGCUUCGACCCACUGGACGUUGGACAUGCGAGAGGUGACAGUUGACAAGGCCAUGAUCGCAGCCAUCAGCCUGCAAACUUUGGGCCCACGCGGCAUUGGAAAGGUGCAGCUGAGUGAUGUCACCAUGCACAACAUCUUGGGUGCUGGGCUGAUCAUGGACGGAAACAUCACCACUCGCAUGGACAGGACCACGUGCAGCACUUGCAACAUGGCCAUUGCCGCCAAAGGGGCGAAUCUCAACAUGACCCAGGUGGAUAUGAUGGGCAAGGCGGACCAAGGCGUUGGCAUCGUGUUGGAGUCAGGCCGUCUGCAAGCGCAUGACGUGCGCGGGGUUGACUUGGCUGCCGCCCUAAUGAUCAACACUUCCUGCGUAGACAUGGAGGACGCCUUCUUGACCGACAAUGCUAUCGGCGUGGUUUCCACAAACUCCACGGGCAGCAUUCGUGGCCUCGUUUACUUCAACGAUGCCAUGGCGAUUCUUGAUGGACAGCUCAAGAUCGAGGAGCCAAGCGUCUUCAUGAGGUUGCACCAUCGAGAGUUCACAGCCCUCGUCUUACUCUGCACCCUUGUCUCCACAGUCUCGGCGGUUCAGCUCCUCAAGCUGUUCUACAUGGAGGCAGCGUUCGCGUGCUACAUGGUGUUGUGGGCACUCGGCUGCACCCUGGGCCCGGUCGCCAUCGUCGUCUCCAUUCAGGUGCUGCUCGUCAUCCGGCGCAUGGUUCGGAUGCAGGAAGACAAGGACCGUGCAAACAUGGAGGAGUACUUGAGCCCGGAGGUGAAAAUGGAGUGGGUCCUCCUGCUGAAUCUCAUCUGGGCCAUCUGCGGCGUGAUGUACGUGCUGUUCGACGUCCUCCGCCAUCGCAGUAGCCUGACGGCGGUCGGCGAUGCGAAGCAUCGAGAGGCGCUGCUGGCUGAGAAGGAUGCACUGAAGCAGCGCCUCGACGACCCGGCACUCCGGGACAAGCUGCACGACCUGCACCGGGGCCUCCAUCACGCAGUCUCCGACAGCAAGGAGGAUGAUGCAGGCCGGAUUUUCGAGGAGAUGAGAGACCUCGCAGCUGCGGAAGCCUCCCGCCUGGCCACCUGGUUCGUGGACCAACGCCGGGCCUACGAGGAGGAGGACGACGGGGCACGCAUGGAGAAGCUGACGCAGAUUCCGUCCCAAUCCGGGGAGGUGGUGCAGCCGCCCGUGGCGCAGCACUUCUGCAGCAGCGCCGAGUUGGCGGUGGAUGCCUUGGCCGCCUCCGCGAGUUGGUUGCGCGCAGACUUCAAGAGGCAGCUCAGUGAGAUGGUUCGUGGACUCAACGACAUCAGCCACAAUGACCUGCGGAGGUUCGACGCGAAGCUGGUGCUGGACCCCUCUCUGCACCAACUGCAACCCGAGCCUGGCGCGGAAUGCGGAACCCACCUAGGGCUCCUGGUGGCCCCCAUCAAGAGCAAGGAGCGAGCGCUGGCAAAAAUCAGCACGGACUACCAGAAGGACUUCGAUGCCGGGAAGAAGACCGAGCAACCACUGGCACGAUACGUGUGCGACUUCCUGCGCGCCACCAUCUACGCAGCGGACCCCUUCGCGCUGGCCAUUGCCUUCCAUAGCUUGCAGGAGCGGUUCAAGAUUGUGCGCGUGAAGAACAAGUUCGCAGACACGAAGUUGAAAGAUGAGGAGCGGACGAACAUCCUCGUGAACCUGUGGGUGGAAGGGAAGGGCAUGAAGCAGAUUGGCGAAGUGCAGUUCCUCAUGCAGGAGUACCUGACGGCGAAGUCACUGCAGCACAUGUACUACGACGUCGUCAGGGCAGAAGCCGCCAGGGAGCUUUUCGACAAGCCGAUCUUUCGCUAA